Molecule: messenger RNA, 950 nt
Organism: Patiria miniata (bat star)
Lineage: Eukaryota; Metazoa; Echinodermata; Asteroidea; Valvatida; Asterinidae
Product: SH3 domain-containing YSC84-like protein 1
Exons: 4
Coding region: 260-595 (111 amino acids)
Biological process (GO): actin cortical patch localization; endocytosis; plasma membrane tubulation
Cellular component (GO): actin cortical patch
Molecular function (GO): lipid binding; protein binding
Source: RefSeq, a predicted model, not a curated record
CUGUUAAAAGUUUAUGGAAGGGAUAGGGAACGUAGUGCAGUUUCAACACUUAAAAUUUAACGAGAGUAAAUAGUUGUUCAGAUUUAUUUUGUGCAGCAGUGGUCAUCCCCCCUACAUAGCCACAUAUACACGAUAUAUGUAGUAAGCCUAAAAUCCACUGCUGAAAAUUGUUUACGAUCUACCACAAGUACUUUCGUCGUCUUCUACAACUUUGAUUGCUGUUGCUGAUCACGACAAGACAUGCGUGUGAUGAGGAGAUAUGAGCAAUAAUGAAGGGAAGAGGGGUAUUAGUUUGCGUAGCCUCAGCUUCAGGAAUAAAAGCAGGAAGAAAAAGUCCUCAGAUGGUCACCUGCAGCAUCGACAUUCUGUACCGGAGUUGACAAACAACAACAACAUCGCUUCCAAAGCUGCUCCCCUGUGCUCCGCCGUUGCUGUCCAAUCGUUCACCGGGAUUCUGCGGUGUGACCUCUCGUUCAACAAAGGCGAUCGCAUCGACGUCCUUACGAGGACCGACACGCGUUUUGAUUGGUGGGAGGGGCGCGUGAACGGACAGACGGGGAUCUUCCCUGCGAAUUACGUAAAGAUAGUGGAGUAGAAUAUAAAAUGAGGGUGGUUUUUUUUUUCAAAUCACUGGAGAACCGCAGUACUAAGCAUGUGUAUAUGCCCAACUUAAUGAACUAAUAAGUUUGAAAAGAUGCCUUUGCGCGGUAAGAAACAAAGACCAAAUCAGUCACUGGUAGUCAUCAUAUCAUGCCUGUAUGUUUUACAUGAUUAUUUUUGUUUUAUGAGACAUUUCAGUUCUGUUUCGCAAACAAAACCUUGUGGACUUUAAAGGUAAUAUGCAACAUUUGCUUUUGAUGUAAUUUUCAGAAAUUGAUAGAUUUGUGGUUUGUAGUCUAUAGCAAAUAUUGUUACAUGGAACUAUUUAAAGUUUUGUGGGAGAGAAGACA